This is a messenger RNA of Arabidopsis thaliana (thale cress), 1123 nucleotides long. RefSeq lists its product as uncharacterized. The transcript is spliced from 8 exons. The record is from RefSeq and is marked reviewed. The coding region runs from base 188 to 1123 and encodes 311 amino acids. Lineage: Eukaryota; Viridiplantae; Streptophyta; Magnoliopsida; Brassicales; Brassicaceae.
CUCUUUGAUACGAAGAAAAAAAAAUAUUGAAUAUUCUUUUGUGUGCAAAAGCUUUGCUUUCCAUUCAAUCAGUAAGUUAAAGUAAAGCUUUAAUGACGUUGACAUAGUCCAUUGACAUAAUGACGUUGAAAAAGACUCCAUCGCCUCAAGUCUCGUCGGCACAAGACACGCUACACAAUAAGAUAGCAUGGUGAUUAGGAGAAUCAAACGAUUUCUCGGCUUAAAACCCGGAAACCAAAGACGGAAACAGGUGAUAAGAGUUCUUACCAUGACGGAGGAGGGUGAGAUAAAUGUUCUCUCCAUAAAGGAGGAGGGUGAGAUAAAUGUUCUCUCCACAAAGGAGGAAGGCGGAGCCAAGAUGGAAGCCAAAUACAAGACUAAAAAACUUUGGGAUGAGAUUGUUGGAGUGAGAUUGUAUGACUUGCUUCCGAGUGUAAACGGUGAAGAUGAUAUCCAACCAAAUCCAAUUAGAUGGGAGAAGCAUCGUGACGUAAUCAACAAUACUCGGCUGGCCAAAAGAAAUAGAGAGACAGACCUAGGCCAAGGAGAGGUCGACAGUUUCAAGCUCCACAACAGUAUCAAGUUUUCCUGUGGCUCAAAGAUGAGGCGUCGGAGGUACAAUGUAAGCACAUGUGGAGGUGCAAGCCUUGCAAUCGACGAUGUCCGAGAUGCGGUGAGGCAAGUCUCAGUUUUUCAAGGUGUAGUGCCGCUGGGUUAUGAGCAGAGAUUAGGUCAAAAGCCAAGACAAGAGAUCCGAGAGGAGUUGAAGAUGCAACAAAAAGGAAAGGAAGAGAACAAGUCUCGACGCCGGCAAGCAAUGGCUCCGCCAGUGUUAGAAAGCAUUGUUGAAAGAGGUUUUUCGAUACUUGAGCCUGAGAGCGUUUUCUACCAAAAAAAAGUUCUUGCUAUCAAAGGUAAUGGAGCUUAUACUUUUGUUGCUGACUCUACUCUUGGUUCUGUGCAGGUCUUAAAAAUAGUCGGAGAGAAGUUAAUGAAGACUAGUUGGAACUUCACUGUGAAUCCCAGUGAUGUUUCAAAGAGUGGAGUAUGGAGAAAUCUUACAACUCCAGAAGGAUCUGAAGAUAUCGUAUAUGCAGCUGCAACAGAACUAUAUGCCAUGUAA